Molecule: messenger RNA, 2905 nt
Organism: Amaranthus tricolor (Joseph's coat)
Lineage: Eukaryota; Viridiplantae; Streptophyta; Magnoliopsida; Caryophyllales; Amaranthaceae
Product: probable folate-biopterin transporter 9, chloroplastic
Exons: 2
Coding region: 295-1998 (567 amino acids)
Cellular component (GO): membrane
Source: RefSeq, a predicted model, not a curated record
ACGUCAACCCUCGAAAAUUCUUUUGGUGUGUUUCUCCAUGUUCCCCUCCCAUGUCCCAACUCCCAAUAUGAGUUUUGUUGUGGAGAAUGAGUGUGCAAAAAUCCCUUCCCUUCCCUACACUCUUCUAGAUCUCUCUCCCUCUUAAAUCAAUCCACCCCUCUUUUCCUACUAUUUUGGUUCUUCAAUCAAUGCAUUUAUAUGGCGUAAAAUUAUAACAUUUUUGGCUUUCUAUCUAUACAUUUUUGUUCCUUCUUCUCUUGUCUAUAAGGCUAAAGAAGAAUAAGAAGAAGAAUCAUGGUUUCUUUGCUAAUUCCCAAUGGAAUUUUUACAAACCCAUUAAUCAAAACUAACCCAAAAUCAAAACCCAUAAUUUGUUUUCAAUCCCAAAACUCUAAAUUCCUCACCCCCUUUGAUUUUAUCAACAAAUUCAUGAAACCCAAUUCAAGAAAUUACAUAAAUUCCAUUGUUAAAGUGCCAAAGGCUGUACCUUUCAUGGAAAAAAGCAAGGGAAAAAGGGAAAAAAGAGGUGAUAAUGAGGGGAUUGUUGAGGGAGAAAAGAUUGAUGGUAAUGUCAAAAUGGGUAGUAAACAAAUGAUGAUUUUGUGUGGAUUGGGUUAUUGGGUACAAGGGUUUAGGUGUUUUCCAUGGUUGGCUCUUAAUUUUCACAUGGCCCAUAAUCUGAAUUUUGAUCCUUCAACUUUGCAAUUGGUGCAGAAUUCUGGUAAUCUACCCAUGGUGGCUAAACCCUUAUAUGGGAUUUUAUCUGAUGCUCUCUACAUUGGUUCUGCUCAUAGAAUUCCUUAUAUAUGCAUAGGAGUUCUUUUGCAGAUGUUGUCAUGGGGGCCAUUAUCUUUAAUUUCAGUGGUGGGUGAAGCCCUUCCUACCCUUAUGACAUGCGUUCUUUUCAGUAAUCUUGGGGCGGCCGUUACAGAGGUUGCGCAAGAUGCGCUUGUUGCCGAAUAUGGUCAAAAGCACAAAAUUGUUGGGCUACAAUCCUAUACGUUCAUGGCAAUAGCGCUGGCUGGAGUUUUAGGCAAUUCAUUGGGUGGUAUACUUUUAUCUAAAACACACCCGAAGACGCUUUUUUCUAUAUUUGCACUCCUCCUCUCCGCACAACUUCUCGUUUCCUUUUUGACAAGAGAAGCGUCCCUCGGUUUAUCGAAACCUUCAAGUUCCUUUGUUGAACAAAGUUCAUUAUGCUCCAAUCGUGUACACACUUCAUUCUUGACCAAUAUCAAGAAGCAGUUCUCCGACCUUAUAGUUGCGUUGAGCGGGGAUAAAAUAUCACGGCCUCUAAUAUGGGUUGUAGCUUCUAUUGCAAUGGUGCCUAUGCUUACGGGAUCUAUCUUUUGCUAUCAAACACAAUACCUUAAUCUAGAUCCUUCCGUCAUCGGAACUUCCAAGGUAAUUGGGCAGAUACUGCUUUUAUCAUUAACUGUUCUCUAUGACCGGUAUUGGAAGAAUAUCCCUAUGAAGAAGCUAAUCAGCGUAGUUCAGAUCGUGUAUGCGUUCUCUCUCCUUUUUGACCUUGUUCUCGUAAAACAAUUCAACUUAAAGUUUGGAGUACCAAAUGAUGUAUUUGCUCUGUGCUUGUCGGGUUUAGCUGAGACUAUCGCUACUUUUAAAACCGUACCCUUUUUUGUGCUUAUCGGGAGCUUAUGUCCUCCGGGAUGUGAAGCUUCGGUAACUGCGUUCCUGGCUUCAGCUUUGACUUUGUCGUCGAUUUUUAGCGGUUUCUUCGGUAUUGGAUUGGCUUCAAUGCUUGGUAUAACUUCGGAUAAUUUUUCUAGUCUCCCGGUUGGGAUCACACUACAGUUUUUGGUUGCGUUAGUUCCUUUAGUAUGGAUCAACAACCUCCCAACUUCACUACCUUCAAUCGAAAAGGAAAAGAAGAAAGGCAAGAGUAAAAGGAGUCGAAGAAAUCGGAGAGUCGGAAGAGUGGUGAUUAACUCAGAUUUUUCCUAUCGACGAGAAAGAGAAUCAGAGACACAAAGAUAAGACGGUUUUUUUCAGAUUACAUCCCCUGCCACUUCGAGGUUUGCCCAUACUUUUCGAAAAGCCGUAAUGUGGAAGAAAGAUAUAGGUUCAAUCAAACUCAAAGGGACCAACAGAGCAUGCUAUUUUGGCAAUAAUAAGGACAACACGGCAUGGAAUGGCUUCAAUGUCGUUCAUUUCGGAGUACUUGAAUAGAUAGGCCAUAGAAUUAUGCUGAUGUUGAUUACCUUUCGGAAAUCAAGCAGUAAGGUGCGCGUGUUGCAGUCAAUACAGUUUUGUUAUUUAUUAUAACUGGAAUUCAUUACUACUUAGUGAGUUGUAACUUCGGUUUUCCUUUGUACAGUUGAGAGUUGAGACCGUCAGGAUGGAUAAGUUGCUGCUCUAUCACGCGAAGAAAACACGAAUUUUUUCUAGGAGAUAACAUUGUUCGUAGUUUUACGUUUCAGUAUGGGUGGUUAACCAAAUGUACAUAUUGUUAGUUCCACUUAGAGCUGUUCAAAACAAAUCCGACCCGGAAUCGAAAAUUAUCUGACCCGAAAAAAUGUAAGUUUUUUAGGUUUACCGAACCGCAAUUACCCGAACCGAUACUUCACGAACCGUUUGAUAACCGAAAAGGGCAAAAUAGAACUCGAACUGCAACCGAAUUUUAUAACCGACAUAUAAACCUUAACCGAUGUUACCCGAACUGAACAGUGAUCGACCCGAGUCAAAUCCGACCCGAAUUAUGCACGUAACCGAAUGUAACCUGACUAACACCGAUUAAGAUCGAACUGUUUUUAACCCGAACUGAUACAAACCCGAACCGAUUGUAAAUCGAACUGUUAUAAAUCCGAAUCAAAUUUUCACCUAAUUUUAGCAAAUUAACUCCAAUUUCAGUUUUCUAAUAAUACGGAAAAAGGAAGAACACAAG